Molecule: messenger RNA, 714 nt
Organism: Filobasidium floriforme
Lineage: Eukaryota; Fungi; Basidiomycota; Tremellomycetes; Filobasidiales; Filobasidiaceae
Exons: 6
Coding region: 1-714 (237 amino acids)
Source: RefSeq, a predicted model, not a curated record
AUGGGGGAGGCGUGCGUGCGGUUGAUUGCGUGUGUUGAUGGAAUCGACCAAAGUAAGGUUACCAGGUUGAUGGAAUACGACGUGCGAGGUUGCCAAGUAGCUAAAAGCACAGACAACCCCGAUAGUCGAUGCAACCCAUCGUCCUUGUCCCUCUCCCCUCCCCCGCGCAAACAAAUGGCGCCUUUCCGGGGAAAGAAUCCCAAAGAGGCAAGUACCAAGUUCGGGGAGGUACCAACUCCCCUCGCCCGGAUCCGCCGAUCACAACAAACGAACAAUCUCGUUUCAACGACGGGUCUGCAUGGCCACACGGUUGACAAUCCAUCGAUGUUGGAAAGCGCAAUUGCCCUCUUCCCCACAUCCAAUCCUCCCGUUCAGGAUCGCGCCUCACCCGGUCCCGGUCCCGAUCCGACACAUAUCAAACCUUUGAUCCCGGUCACCAUUCCGCGUAAUCCAGGCGCCGUAAAGGAGGAGGAAGAGCCUUUCUCAUUCGUGUUUCAUGAUUGUCAUAAGCUCGUCAAUUUUCGUCCGACGUCUCAUAUGCGUAUCGGGUGGUCCAUGACUCAUGCAGUCGCUGCCAUGUAUCAGCGCUUGAGCGAAGGUCGACAAGCCUGGUCCUCCAUGCAUUUGGCUGCUCCUCGCUGGCUCGUCGGGCGUUUCGAUCCUGGCAAGAUAUCAUCCACGGUCGUCGACAGGGUUGUUAACGAGAACAAGUGA